Molecule: messenger RNA, 1984 nt
Organism: Siniperca chuatsi (mandarin fish)
Lineage: Eukaryota; Metazoa; Chordata; Actinopteri; Centrarchiformes; Sinipercidae
Gene: f9a
Product: coagulation factor IXa
Exons: 8
Coding region: 11-1627 (538 amino acids)
Biological process (GO): blood coagulation; proteolysis
Cellular component (GO): extracellular region
Molecular function (GO): serine-type endopeptidase activity; calcium ion binding
Source: RefSeq, a predicted model, not a curated record
CUUUGGAGUGAUGGUCCAGUGUGUGGGUGUGUGUGUGUAUGUGUGUGUUAGGAUACCAGAGCUGUUUGGAAUGGCACUAUUUUCUUUGUCUUUCUUAUAUUUGCUGCUUUUGGACUUUAAGCUGGACUAUGGAGCCCCAGCUCCAGCCUCAGGCCCAGUGUUCCUGUCCGAUCAGGCAGCCGACAGCGUUCUGCGGAGACACAAACGCCAUAACACUGGUUUGUUUGAGGAGUGGCUGCAAGGUAACUUGGAGAGAGAGUGUAUAGAGGAAAUAUGUGACCUGGAAGAGGCCAGAGAGACCUUUGAGAAUGAUGAAAAGACAAUGGAGUUCUGGGCAGGAUAUGUAGAUGGCAAUCAGUGUAAAUCAAGCCCAUGUCUGAACCAGGGGUCAUGCCAAGACCACAUUGAGUACUACACCUGCUCAUGUCUAUCUGGCUUCACUGGCAGGAACUGUGAGAUUGUUAUAGCAAAAAGGUGUGAUGUGAACAACGGAGACUGUAUGCACUUCUGUGAAUCAAUGGCAACCUUUGGAGCAAAAUGCUCCUGUGCGACAGGAUACAGGCUGAUGCAGGACGGGGUUAACUGUGAACCAGAAGUUGAAUUUCCCUGUGGCAGAACCGCCCUGACAGCGGUAAGUGCAGUAUCCAGAAAGUCUCUGCUUGGCCGUGAGAAUGCAAGCCUGCUGAACACCACCUCACUGACCAGCAUCACCACCACUACAUCCCUUCCCUCAACUCCAGCCAGUACCACGGCGUCUUUUCCAGACAAAAACGACUCUGUAGGAAUCCACUUCCAAAAGAAAUUGCCCCUGUGGGUGUACAGGGACACUGAGGUUCCCAGUGUAGAGCCACCUAGAGCUAAUAAACGCAUUGUGGGUGGCAAGAUGGUAAUUCCAGGAGAGAUCCCAUGGCAGGUAGCCUUGAUAGAGCGUCCCAGUGGUCAGUUAUUCUGUGGGGGCUCCAUUCUCAGCAAACGCUGGGUUAUCACUGCUGCGCAUUGCACGGUGGAUGCAAAAAAAUCCUUCUUCAUCAGAGUGGGGGAGCAUAACAUCUACACCAACGAGGGCACAGAGCAGGAUCAUGAUGUGUUGGAGCAGCACAUACACCCACGCUACAACGCCACUGUAAGCUUGUACAACCAUGACAUUGCCCUGCUGUACCUCAAAAGACCUCUCACCUUCUCCUCAAAAGUCCGACCCAUCUGCAUAGGGCCCCAGGCUUUCACUGAGGCCCUAGUGAAGGAGUCUUCCCCGGCAACGGUCAGCGGCUGGGGCCGAAUACGCUUCAUUGGAUCAACGGCUAACACUUUGCAGAAGGUCGAGGUUCCCUUCACAGAUCGGACAGAGUGUAAGCACAGCAGCAGUGCCAUGAUCACUCCCUUCAUGUUUUGUGCAGGAUACUACAAUGAGGCCAAAGAUGCCUGUCAGGGGGACAGUGGAGGUCCUCACACAAACAGUAUUUAUGGCACGUGGUUCCUGACGGGCAUUGUGAGCUGGGGGGAAGAAUGUGCAAAAGAAGGGAAAUAUGGUGUGUACACCCGGGUGUCCCUUUAUUACCGCUGGAUAAACCAUGUUAUGGGAUUAACUAAAAACAGGUUGGCAUUUGAUGUGGAAGACCCUGACCCUUAAAUUUAAAGAUAAUAGAUUUUGAAAAAAUAUAACUGGUCUACAAAUGACCUGCAUGUGAAAUAAAGUAUCUUUUUAUGCUCUUUCAACUUCACAGGAUAUUUAAAAAUCGCAAGAUGUUUUGAAUUGUGUGUUGUUAAAGGAAUUUCACAUGCAAGCCAUGAAUCUGAUGGUGCAACACUUCAUAAGUAACUCUGCAACAGCCAAUGUGUCCAUAACUUGUCAGUGGCCUAUAAGCUAUAGGCUAUAGCUCCUGGAUGCCAUUGUACUGAAAGUGUGUGUGUGUGUAGUUAAGAAAGUGGUUAGAUAUGUAACAGACAGAUAUGUGAAAAUAAAAUACAUAAUGUGCCAUUUACAGAA